UCCCUGACAACCCUCACUCCUCACUCCCAGCCACAGCGGCCGCAGCGUGCCCCGAGCGUCCCCCCGGCGCGCCCCAGCCCAGGCAUCCACAGCCGCCCCGGUCCACCCCUGCCCUGCCUCCCCCUCCCCUGAUCCCAGCAGGCCAUGGCUGCCGGUGGAAGCGGCUCCCUCGAGGCGCAGUUCGAGGCGUUCAGCAAGUUCGGUGACUCGAGGAGCGACGGCAAGACCAUCACGCUGACGCAGAGCGACAAGUGGAUGAAGCAGGCCAAGCUCAUCGACGGCAAGAAGAUCACCACCACUGACACUGGCAUCCAGUUCAACAAGUUCAAGUCCAAGAACAUCGACUACAAGACCUUUGUCAAGUACUUGGAAGAGCUGGCCUCUGUCAAGAAGAUGGACGCGAACGACCUCAAAACCAGGCUGGUUGACUGCGGCCUGCCUGGGACGUCGGGGGCCACGAAGGCGGUCAAGACUGGCGGGGUGGACCGGCUGACGGACACCUCCAAGUACACGGGGUCGCACAAGGAGCGCUUCGACGCGAGCGGCAAGGGCAAAGGCCUGGAGGGGCGCGCCGACAUCGCCGACAACUCGGGGUACGUGCAGGGCUACAAGGAAAAGGACACCUACGAAAAGAAGAAGUGAAAAAAAAGGAAAGAAAAAAAGGUGAU
Molecule: messenger RNA, 668 nt
Organism: Frankliniella occidentalis (western flower thrips)
Lineage: Eukaryota; Metazoa; Arthropoda; Insecta; Thysanoptera; Thripidae
Product: tubulin polymerization-promoting protein homolog
Exons: 4
Coding region: 145-642 (165 amino acids)
Biological process (GO): positive regulation of protein polymerization; microtubule polymerization; microtubule bundle formation
Cellular component (GO): microtubule
Molecular function (GO): tubulin binding
Source: RefSeq, a predicted model, not a curated record